Molecule: messenger RNA, 381 nt
Organism: Dracunculus medinensis (Guinea worm)
Lineage: Eukaryota; Metazoa; Nematoda; Chromadorea; Rhabditida; Dracunculidae
Source: the annotation of a GenBank genome assembly
AUGAUUGCACUCGUUAUUCCAAUUCUUCUCGCUCUGGUACUUGAAAGCAAUGCGGGAUGUGCAUGCAAGCCUUGCUCUUGUAUGAAGCCAAAGUGUCCACCGCCUGUAGUCUGUCCACCACCCAUGUGUAGAGUAAGUCUAAUUUUUUAUAUUUUUCAUUUUAUACCAUUCUGCUCUCAAUUUCUAAUACAUAUCUUCUUCCAGAACCUUUCGAAUGAUAUGGCAAUAUCAAAAGGCAAUAUUCAGAAUGCAGCUGAGGAAGCAAUGAAAGCACAUAUCAAUGUAAUCUGUGCCAAGGGUGACCUAUCGUAUUCGACGCAUACUGAUUCCUUCUGUCAAGCCGAGAACGACGCAAUCACUUGCUACGCUUUUAAAGCGUGA